Molecule: messenger RNA, 990 nt
Organism: Anopheles arabiensis
Lineage: Eukaryota; Metazoa; Arthropoda; Insecta; Diptera; Culicidae
Product: homeobox protein SMOX-3
Exons: 3
Coding region: 152-970 (272 amino acids)
Biological process (GO): regulation of transcription by RNA polymerase II
Molecular function (GO): DNA-binding transcription factor activity, RNA polymerase II-specific; RNA polymerase II transcription regulatory region sequence-specific DNA binding
Source: RefSeq, a predicted model, not a curated record
AACGAACCAGUCUUGUUGGAGACACUGUCUAGAUUAGUUGAAAUAAAAUAAGGUGUUUGUGAAUCUAUUUGUAAGGUGCUUUAUUCGUGAAAUCUGGUUGCUUGAAAAAUAAAAACACAAAAAGUAUAUAAAGUUUUGCGUACAACUAUCGAUGGCGGGUCCAUUCUUGUCUCCGAUGCCUGGAGAUUUGCUUACGGAAUAUAUGUUUGGUCGGCGUCGACAACGGCGAAAUCGCACUACGUUUACCCCGCAACAGCUUCAAGAACUUGAACAGUUGUUUAAAAAAACUCAUUAUCCAGAUGUCUUCUUGAGAGAAGAAGUUGCUCUACGGAUUAAUUUGAGUGAAGCACGUGUCCAGGUGUGGUUUCAGAAUCGGAGGGCCAAAUGGAGGAAACAAGCAAGACUUCAAUUAUUGCAAGAUGCAUGGAGAAUGCGUUGUUUAAGUAUGGGUAACGCAGAAAUAAUAAUAGCAUCUGAUUCGCGAACUGCUUCAAACAACAAUACUAACAACAACAAAGAUGAGAUCAAAAAAGGAACGAAGAAUAAACACAAUUCAGAACGUGUUCAUGAACAGUCUAGUGAUAUUGAUUCACAAUCAGUUUGUCAAAAUACGGUAUAUAGCAGCAGCUUAAGAAUUGAUAACGCAACUAUUAUGAAUCAUAAAGCUGUUAGCACCCACAAGGAAAAUGGGAAGGACCACCUAAAUGAAAGCAAUUUGACAGUCUUUUCUAAGCAAUGUUUGGAGCAAGUUUCUUUCGAACACCAUCGCUAUUUUUACCCAGAGAGUAAACUGUACCAGCAAACUAUCACUGAAGAUCCUGAAACCCUCUCAACAGUACAACUAUCUUCACAACCAUCGAGAAUAAGUGUGAGAUAUGCAAAUUCUACCGACUCAUCCAAUGAUUCUGAAGAAAUAGAUCUAACCAGCAGUAAGGGAUGCAUCGAUUACUCAAAUUCCAAUAAAAAUUGAAACGCAUAAUAUAUGAUUAA